This is a messenger RNA of Scleropages formosus (Asian bonytongue), 2655 nucleotides long. RefSeq names its product tyrosine-protein phosphatase non-receptor type 9-like. The record is from RefSeq and is a predicted model, not a curated record. NCBI's taxonomy places the organism in Eukaryota, Metazoa, Chordata, Actinopteri, Osteoglossiformes, Osteoglossidae. Gene Ontology annotation, molecular function: protein tyrosine phosphatase activity. The transcript is spliced from 13 exons. The coding region runs from base 205 to 2334 and encodes 709 amino acids. Gene Ontology annotation, biological process: protein dephosphorylation.
UUUGUCGUCACGUUAAGGAGGAGGAGCUUCAGAGAACGAGGGUGUGGCCGGACCGGCGCGGCGGCGGGCGAGCGAGCGCUUUAGCGCCUGCCGUUAAUCAACUCCAGCUCGCGGCGUGGAUUCACGAGGGCGUGGCCUAACGGAACGUCGCCGCUCGCGGGGGCCGGUAGGCGGACACCCUGCGACUGUUGCCGAGGCUUCAAGAUGGCGGAAGCCCUGACAACGCAGGAGGAGCGGGCCGUGGACGAGUUCCUGGCUGAGCUGAGGAACCCGGAGCAGCGCGGCGCGGUGCUGGUGUCCCGCGGCACGGCCGUCAAGUUCCUCAUGGCCCGCAAGUUUGACGUGUCCAGGGCCAUCGACCUCUUCCGGGCGUACAGGAACACGAGAUUGAAAGAGGGCAUUUGUGACAUCAACCCGGACGAGGAGCCUUUGCGGUCCGAGCUGCUGAGCGGAAAGUUCACGGUUCUGCCCCAUCGAGACGCCAAGGGGGCUGCGCUGGCGCUCUUCACCGCUCGCCUCCACAGGCCGGACUACACUACCCACAAGGCUGUGCUGCAGGCCAUCAUUUACCAGCUGGAUAAAGCCAUCGAGAGCAUCCAGACGCAGCGGGAUGGCCUCAUCUUCAUCUACGACAUGACCAACUCCACGUACGGAAACUUCGACUACGAGCUCUGCGUCAAGAUCCUCAAUCUCCUGAAGGGUGCAUUUCCCGCACGUCUCAAGUGCGUCUUCAUCGUGUCGUCACCGCUGUGGUUCCGGGCCCCCUUCUCCGUGCUGCGCCUCUUCGUGCGGGAGAAACUGCGCGAGAGGGUGUGCACAGUGAAGGCUCAUGAGCUGGCCAGCCACAUUCCCAUGGACUCCCUGCCGGAGCACCUCGGCGGUCGCUCGCGGUACAGCCACGUGGCCUGGAUCCAGGCCUGCAUCAACUCGGAGCGCACGGGGGUCCCGCUGUCCCCCCGCUCCUCUGCCCCCGCCUCCAAGGACAAGCUCAACGCCAACGUGCGCCACCAUCACCACCACCCCCGGCAGCGACAGCCCAACUGUCAGAACUGGAACGGUUCCACUCACGGAGCUGCAGUUGUGGGGGCGGAUUUGGGAGGAGGAGGGGACAGGCUUGCGGACCACGGUAAGGCUGGCCAAGGCGGGAGCCCCGGUGCCAAAAGAAACGGACUAGGCGGACAGAGCCCCCUCGAUUGGGACGCGCCCCCGGACGCGGCCCCGCACCAAAAGGUGAGCGACGGGACCGGACGAAGGGACGUGGUCCGGGCAGGGCUUGACGGCGGGGAGGAAGGCUGGCCGCCCCAGAAGACGCCCCGCCGUCCGUCGCGAUGCCAGGACCUGCGUCCUGCAGGAGAGCAGGCGCAGUCGGUACACGUGCCCGAGCACGGUGGCAUGGCCGUCAAAGAGCUGCUCCAGUACGUGAAGAGGAAGAAGAAGAAGGGCAUCUACCAGGAGUACGAGGAGAUCCGCAAGGAGCCGCCGGCGGGCACCUUCGAAUACUCCAAGAAGCUUUCCAAUCAGAUCAAGAACCGAUACAGCGAUGUUCUGUGCCUGGACCACUCCAGGGUGACGCUCACGACUCGGCACGACGCAGAUGAUGAGACGUCGGAUUAUAUCAACGCAAGUUUUAUGGACGGGUACAAAAGAGUCAACGCCUACGUUGCCACUCAGGGGCCUUUGCCAAAAACCUUCGGUGACUUCUGGCGCAUGGUGUGGGAGCAGAGGGUUCUGAUUAUCGUCAUGACAACCAGAGUGGUGGAGCGCGGCCGGGUCAAGUGCGGCCAGUACUGGCCGCUGGAAGAGGGGUCCGCCGACGUCUACGGCCGCUUCCAGGUCAGGAACAGCCGCAUCGAGAUGUUCCAGGACUUCAAGCUCUCGCAUCUGGAGCUCUGCGACAGCCAGUCAGGGGAGCGCCGGGACGUGGCCCACUACCUCUACGUGAGCUGGCCGGACUUCGGCGUGCCCAAGUCGGCCUCCGCCAUGCUGGACUUCCGCGCUCAGGUCAAGCGGCACCAGGAGGCCGCCUUCCAGGCCAUGUGUACCGACUGGACGGGGCCGGCGGGGGGCCCCCCGCUCGUGGUGCACUGCAGCGCCGGAAUCGGAAGGACAGGCACUUUCUGCACCCUGGACAUCUGCCUGUCGCGGCUCGAUGACAUCGGCACCGUGGACGUGAGGCAGACGGUGCGGCGCAUGCGCUCCCAGCGCGCCUUCAGCAUCCAGACCUGGGACCAGUACUACUUCUGCUACAGGGCCGUGCUGGAGUACGCGCAGCGCCGGGGCCUGCUGCCGCCCGUCGAGUGGUCCGACACCGAGCUGGAGACCGACAGCGAGUGAGGCGCCGGGAUGGGAGGAGAUCCGGGCGUCCGGGGUCCGAGGAGGCCGCGGGGCCGCGUCGCCGUUCCUCGUGAGCGCGGCGAGAAGAAGGCGGCGAAUCGCUCGAGAGGGCGCGCGGCCCCUCGAAGCGUACCGACCGCGUUUCCCCGACUCGCCCGCAGGGGGCGUUCUCCCGCGUCGGGUAGGAGCCCUUCGGCGCCGCCGUCUUUCCCUCUCGCUGUUCUUCAGCCGUUCUGAUUUGGGCCGCGAGCUUCGGAAACAAAACGGGAAUACUUGAGCGAAGAGGAAAAAAAAAAAAAAAAAAAAAAAACACGUGGUUUU